Messenger RNA from Papaver somniferum (opium poppy), 780 nucleotides. RefSeq lists its product as uncharacterized. The coding region runs from base 61 to 780 and encodes 239 amino acids. The transcript has 4 exons. NCBI's taxonomy places the organism in Eukaryota, Viridiplantae, Streptophyta, Magnoliopsida, Ranunculales, Papaveraceae. The record is from RefSeq and is a predicted model, not a curated record.
AGUCUUAAGUAUCCAGUUUUAGAUGCUGAAAAGGCAGAGGAAGCUCGACUGAAGAAGAAUAUGAGCGCCGAAAAAGCUAAAGCAUAUGCUGAGACUCUCCAACUUCUUUCUGAGCUACAGAAGGAUAACGAACCUGGAGUUAGUCAAACAUCAGAGGAAGAUGACGUAACACUUGCCAAGAGACUCGAAGAUAGGCUGGCUACAAAGAGUAAUGAAGUCAAACCAAUAGCGAAGUCGACCACGUCAGUCAUGGACAAGGAGAAGAAAAAGCCGACUAUCUCAGCCAAGGAGAAGAAACUUACUCCAAAAAUCACAUACACCCCUCAGAAGCCAGUAACUCGGAGCCACCCGCAGAAAAGAGUUGAUCCUGAGUUUGCUAGUGGCAAAGGACUGUCGGGACAUAAAAGGCGAAAAACAAAGUCCAGAACUGAAAACCCAGUUGGAAAAGAUUGCCCAACAGAGAAAGUUCAGAAAAAGGAUAGCGAGAAUGUGAGAAAGAGAAAAGCUAAAGGUGAUCCAAAUCUGCAAGAACUUACUAAAAAAGUGAAGAAUGCACGCAAGUUGUUGAGCCUAAGGAAAUCUCCGUUCUAUAAGGAUUUGAGUUCACAACAAAGAGCGCUUCUCUCUCCUUUUUUUGACAAAGCUACCUCAAUCAACAGUGCUUGGAAAGCUCCUGCUGUGAUUGGUCAUCACAUAUUAUCUGCAGAGACCUUUGAAGAUCUGCUACAUAACAGGGCUUUAGAGGGAGAUCUUAUAAAUUACUCAGGCAAUACCAACUGA